AUGGGGGAAGUUCUGGCUGCUGGAAUACCCAGUACUCCCCAGAGUCCUCAGAGUUCCUACUCAUCUCACACUGUCAUCACAGCCAUCUCACCAAGCAAAUCAGAUGAGAGCUCCACCAGCCAAGAAAAGGAAGAUAGUUCAGCUUCUUCAUCAAAGGUCCUGUCAGACACUGAGAACUUGCCCGUAGACCCUCUAGAUGAGAACGUGACUUUAUUGGUGCAGUUCUUGCUGCACAACUAUCAAAUGAAAGAGCCCAUCACAAAGGGAGACGUGAUUGAUGUUGUCAUCCAAGAGUCCAAGGAUAACUUCCUUGAGAUCCUCAGGAGAGCCUCUGAGCACAUGGAACUGGACUUUGGUGUUGAUAUGAAGAAGGUGGACCCUACCGGCAAUGGUUAUGCCCUUGUCAACAAAUUAGGCCUCACUAACGAUGUGAGGCUCCAUGGUAAAGAGAACAUGUCCAAAACCAGCCUUCUGAUAACUGUCCUCAGUGUAAUCUGCAUGAAGGGCAAUUAUGCUACUGAAGAGAUCUGGAACGUGGUGAAUUUGAUGGAUUUAUAUUCUGGGAGGAAACACUCCAUUUUUGGGGAGCCUAGGAAGUUCAUCAUGAAAAAUUUGGUGCGAGAAAAGUACCUGGACUACCACCAGGUGCCCAACAGUGAUCCUCCAUACUAUGAAUUCCUUCACGGCCGCAGAGCCCACACUGAAACCAGCAAGAUGAAAUUGCUGGAGUUUUUGAUCAAGAUCCAUGAGUCUGAUGCCAGGUGCUUCCCAUUCCAGCAAGAGAAGGUUUUGACAGAUGAAGCAGAAAGAGCCUGA
Messenger RNA from Suricata suricatta (meerkat), 816 nucleotides. Its product is annotated as melanoma-associated antigen B16-like. Lineage: Eukaryota; Metazoa; Chordata; Mammalia; Carnivora; Herpestidae. Gene Ontology annotation, biological process: negative regulation of transcription by RNA polymerase II. The record is from RefSeq and is a predicted model, not a curated record. Gene Ontology annotation, cellular component: nucleus.